AUGUCGUCGUCUACAACGAAAGCAACUUUGAAAGAGCUCAAGAUGUUGUUCGCACGAUUUGGAAAUCCAAGAGUUAUCGUGUCAGACAAUGAAACACAAUUUACAUCAAGAGAAUUCAAAGAAUUUUCUUGCGACAGAAGGCAUAGAACACAUCCGUUCACCGCUAUUUCAUCCACAAUUAAAUGGACGAGCGGAGCGGAGGCGUCCGCAUCUCUACUGAAACUGAAGGAGGGAGAGAGAACGCCGUGCACGUCAAUUCCUGGACAGCUUUCACCAGCAGAAUUGUUUCGUGGACGUCAGAUAAAGACCACCUUGACGUUACUGAAGGAAACGACAGAAGGUGAAAAAAGGACCAAGAAAUGCAAAAAUGGAAAAGCAAUUCAACCGUCACCAGUGGCACCGAAAAAGAUCGUACAAAUUGAAGAGACCAGUUUGGAUUCGAGACUAUCGUCCUGGACACAAGCGAUGGAUCCUGGCACAUGUGAAGAGUCGCUUUGGACGAGUUCUGUACGACGUUCUGACGGAGAAGGUCAGCUGUGGAGAAGACAUGCGAAUCAGAUGCGACUCUCUAUAUGA
Messenger RNA from Ostertagia ostertagi, 576 nucleotides. Lineage: Eukaryota; Metazoa; Nematoda; Chromadorea; Rhabditida; Trichostrongylidae. The record is from the annotation of a GenBank genome assembly.